This is a messenger RNA of Gigantopelta aegis, 1887 nucleotides long. RefSeq names its product tyrosinase-like protein. NCBI's taxonomy places the organism in Eukaryota, Metazoa, Mollusca, Gastropoda, Neomphalida, Peltospiridae. The transcript has 4 exons. The record is from RefSeq and is a predicted model, not a curated record. Gene Ontology annotation, molecular function: oxidoreductase activity. The coding region runs from base 106 to 1695 and encodes 529 amino acids.
AGCGCAUCUAACUGGAGCGUUAAGCGGAUGUGAUUUCCUCACUUGGGAUUGCGAGUUGCUUUUACAGUGGUGGAGUAGGGGCUUUUUAACAAAAUUUGCCAGAAGAUGGGCCACCCUACGACGAUCCUACUGGUGCUGGCUGCAAUGAUGCAACUUACAGACCCACAGCUACCUGCCAUGUCUGGGAUGCAGCUGCCGACACCAAGCACCGAUGACGCACUAUCGCUGGCCAACUACCUGAUGCGUCGACCGUUCGGUCCAAAAAGACCGCGAAGAGAAUGUCGUCUGCUCAGCGAACGAGAAAUGCAGGGCAUUUUUGACGCACUCAGUGCCGCAAAACGGGAUACGAGGAUGAUGCCCAAUGUUUUGGAUGUAUUUUCAUCUCUUCACGCUAACCCGGAUAUAAACACCGCGGCUCACGGAGGACCAGGUUUCUUAUCCUGGCACCGAGUCUACCUAUACCUAUUUGAGAAAAUGCUGCGCAUGUACAACCCAGAUCUGAGCCUGUGUUACUGGGACAGCACGCUGGAACCAGUCAACAUGGGCGAUUCCGCCAUGUGGUCGAGUCAACUCUUCGGCCAGAGGGACGGCACCGUCAACACUGGGUUUGCCUCCGGCUGGAUCACCCCGUUGGGUCCCCUCACGCGAGAAGGGGGCGUUAGGGGCAGAGCCAUGACCACCGUGGACUUAUACAACAUCUUCUCUCGCUCCACGCUUGGCGAAGUGUCCUUCCCGAACGGCGAGAUUCCCUCCAACAUCGAGGAGUGCCACAACCUCGUGCACGUGUACGUCGGCGGCCUGAUGGGUCAGGUGGACACGGCGUCGUACGACCCGAUAUUCUGGUUCCACCACACCUUCAUCGACUGCAUCUACGAGUGGUUCCGAGACCUCCAGGCUCUCAACGGCACGGUGGACAGGCAGCUCGACUGGCCGCUCGACUACGGCGACGCCAACUCCGCGCCCCUCAGAUCGAUGAGGUUCGGAAAGCUGAAGAUGAUCGACGGCGCGAACGACUGGUUCUCCAAGAACACCGUCGACUGCCAGAAGAUGGCCCAGCGAUGUCGGUCGGACACGGAGUGCGGCAGACACAUGAGGUGUAACAGGAUGACAGGCAGAUGCAUAUCGGACACAGUCAGACCCAUAACCUCGCAGUUCAUGAACACCCUGUUUGGAAAUUUCGGAAAUAUCCCCAGCAACAUAGGCAACGUCGGCAAUCUGGGCAACAUCCGAAACAUGUUCGGUGGCAUGAACAUGAACAACAUGAUUCCACAGAUGUUUGGCGGCGGCACGAACGGCCAGAGGAUGGGUCCUGGUGGAAUUCCCGGAGGCGUCGGACAAGGACAGAUGCCGGGAGGUUUCGGUAAUCAGAGAGGCCCCGGUGGCAUGCCAGGACUCAACUCCGUUGGACAAGGAAGGAUGCCCGGAGGUAUGCAAGGGGGUAUGCAAGGCGGUAUGCAAGGCGGUAUGCAAGGGGGCAUGCCCGGAGGUUUCCCAGGCAACCAGCAACCUGGAGGCGGAUUCCCUGGCAGACAAGGCGGAUUUCAAGCAGGUGGAAUGGGUGGCGGUUUCCAAGGUGGUCAGCCUGGUGGGUUCCCUGGCGGUAUGGGCGGUCCCGGAGGUCCUGGUGGUCCCGGCGGAGGACGAGGGGGCAUGCAAGGAUUCCCUGGUCAAAUGAAUGGGUUUGGAAAAAAAUAAAACGAGAAAGGUCUAAGAAUUUGUCUUUGUGAACGCCAUCCAUACAAUGUGUGAAUGUUUGUUUAGCAGGUUGUAUUUUGUUAAUUAAAGUCUAUUUAUUUUCUUCAGAACAUCCUGUCACAUUUAUUACUUAACACAGUCCGUAAACACUCGAUUCGUUGAGCAAAACAACCAAUAAAGCACUCAAACGUA